GGGGAGACCCUGGAGUCGCGACAGAAACAUAAUGAGUGGCUGCAGGACAAUUUUUUAACAGCUGACGCAGAAGAUUUGCGGCCACGUCUGCUCGCGACGGCCAAGGAACGACACGAGUGUCUUCGGCAAAUCACGUUGUCGGAGGCACUUCUGCACUAUCCCUUCCUCGCAACAGAACACUCGGUAUGCUUAUAUUCAACAUUUUCAUGCCAGUCAUGCUAAUCAUGAUGGUCUCUGUUUUCAGCUGCUGAUGGAGUUCAAUAUAUUGUUCAAACGAACAAUAGUGGACAACAUUCAGCACGGCUGCAGCCGUCUGUGCAGCAUCAUUCUGGAGCACGGGGAGCAGGACGAGGUUGUAAGAUUCUCUGCCAUGGCUUCUGAGGAUGGUGUGCUUGGCGUCCUCAACUUCAUUGCAGGCCGCUGCAAUGAAUCACUUGAUGCUAUCUUGACAGAGACAGCUGCGGUCCCACUAACUCCAUGCCUCCAGAGGGCAUCUGAUGGCUCCCUCGCGCUACACAUCAAUGCGCAGCGAUUGUUUGUGAAAUCGUCACUGCUGGCAGGCCUGGCCUGCCUUUUCGCUUCGUUUGGGGCUUCCAUGUUGUCUACCCAAAAAGGCUCACAGGAUUUUGACAUUUAUUGA
This is a messenger RNA of Dermacentor silvarum, 640 nucleotides long. RefSeq lists its product as uncharacterized. The record is from RefSeq and is a predicted model, not a curated record. The transcript has 3 exons. Lineage: Eukaryota; Metazoa; Arthropoda; Arachnida; Ixodida; Ixodidae. Bases 251 to 640 code for a protein of 129 amino acids.